CGCUUUUCAUCGAUCGCGUCAAGAUGACGAAAGCCCAUAGCCAGAAAAUUUCUCCUAUUGAUCUCCUGCGAUGGCCACAAACAUCACCUUCCACCCUGGCUCCAUUUCUCCGGAAGAGCGAAAGACGUUGCUCAGCCAGAAGGGCGUGACGAUUUGGUUGACGGGGCUGAGCGCCAGUGGCAAGUCAACCAUCGCAUGUGCAUUAGAGCAGCAUCUCCUCCACCUGCACAAGAUCUCUUAUCGCCUCGACGGUGAUAAUGUCCGUUUUGGAUUGAACAGGGAUCUCGGGUUUGACGAAAAGUCGAGGAACGAGAAUAUACGUCGGACAAGCGAGGUUUCCAAACUGUUCGCCGACUCUGCAUCCAUCGCUAUCACUGCCUUCAUCUCGCCGUAUCGUGUAGACCGGGCAUUCGCAAGGGAGAUCCACGAAAAGGCAUCGCUUCCCUUUGUUGAGGUCUUCGUUGAUGCCCCUCUACAUGUGGUCGAGCAGCGGGAUCCAAAGGGGCUGUACAAGAAGGCGCGCGCAGGAGAAAUCAAGGAGUUCACGGGCAUUUCUGCCCCAUACGAGGCUCCAGAGAACCCAGAAAUUCAUAUUGAUACUUCGAUUACAGAUGUUGCAGAGAGCGUUCGGAUAAUCACAGAGUUUUUAACAACUAAAGGCUAUAUAUCCGUAUAGAACAAGACCCCGGUGUACAAGUAGACAAACUCUAUAAAAGCCAGAUAGACAAGAGUUUAUCAUUGUGCUGAUGG
Molecule: messenger RNA, 750 nt
Organism: Guyanagaster necrorhizus
Lineage: Eukaryota; Fungi; Basidiomycota; Agaricomycetes; Agaricales; Physalacriaceae
Product: adenylylsulfate kinase
Exons: 5
Coding region: 71-676 (201 amino acids)
Biological process (GO): sulfate assimilation
Molecular function (GO): ATP binding; adenylylsulfate kinase activity
Source: RefSeq, a predicted model, not a curated record